Messenger RNA from Sinocyclocheilus rhinocerous, 1145 nucleotides. RefSeq names its product gastrula zinc finger protein XlCGF8.2DB-like. The record is from RefSeq and is a predicted model, not a curated record. The transcript is spliced from 3 exons. Gene Ontology annotation, molecular function: DNA-binding transcription repressor activity, RNA polymerase II-specific; RNA polymerase II cis-regulatory region sequence-specific DNA binding. Gene Ontology annotation, cellular component: nucleoplasm. The coding region runs from base 106 to 1011 and encodes 301 amino acids. NCBI's taxonomy places the organism in Eukaryota, Metazoa, Chordata, Actinopteri, Cypriniformes, Cyprinidae. Gene Ontology annotation, biological process: regulation of immune system process; negative regulation of transcription by RNA polymerase II; regulation of cytokine production.
GCUCCCAGCUUUUGUUGUGAUUCGGCUGAAGAAAGGAAAAAGUGUCCAAACACACAGAAAAACUCCUGCUGAAGCGACAGAUCCACUUGACUCACGAUUAUAAAGAUGGCAUUUAUUAAAGAGAGUGAAGACAUGAAGAUUGAAGAAACAUUCAGAGUCAAACAUGAAGAUACUGAGGAACAAACAGACCUAAUGGCACUGAAAGAGAGGGAAGCAAUGAAUGAAACUGAAGAGAAAGAUCAGUAUGAAAUUCUUCAUGAUUUCAUAACUGGAGAAAAGAAAAAUCCUGACGUCCACAGGACAAUUCACACUAUAGAGAGCCUUUUUACCUGCCAACAGUGUGGAAACCGUUUCACUCAUAAAGGAAGCCUUAACAGGCACAUGAGAACUCACACAGGAGAGAAGCCUUUCACAUGCCCUCAGUGUGGAAACCAUUUCACUCAUAUAGAAAGCCUUAACAGGCACAUGACAAUUCACACUGGAGACAAGCCUUACAUGUGCCCUCAGUGUGGAAAGAGUUUCAGUGAUCCUGGAAACCUUAAAGUCCACAUGAGAGUUCACACUGGAGAGAAGCCUUUUAUCUGCCACUGGUGUGGAAAUGGUUUCAGUCAACAUGUAAAUCUUGAAGCUCACAUGAGAAUUCACACCGGAGAGAAGCCUUUCACCUGCAAACAGUGUGGAAAAAGUUUCAACAGAAAAGGAAACCUUAAUAACCACAUGAGUGUUCACACAGGAAAGAAACCCUUCAACUGCCAUCUGUGUAGAAAAGGUUUUAAGGAAAAACGAAACCUUUACGCCCACAGGCGAAUUCACACUACAGAGAGAUUUUUUACCUGCCUACAGUGUGGAAAGAGUUUCAAUCAUAAAGGAUACCUUAACAGACACAUGAGAACUCACACUGAGGAGAAGCCUUACACCUGCCCUCAGUGUGGAAAGAGUUUCAGUCAAAAACGAUACCUUGAAGUUCACAUGAAAAUUCACACUGGAGAAAAGUUUCAACCAAAAAGGUAACCUCAAAGGAUUAGUUAACCCCAAAAAGACGGUCUACGUCUUUUCGAGAAUGGCCGCAUAAUUCAUCAGCUCCAUCAAUUUGCAUGAAGUCAGUGCCCUAGAGCUAGAUAUUAACAACUUUUAAGGCCUUUCCA